Molecule: messenger RNA, 1375 nt
Organism: Oryza brachyantha (malo sina)
Lineage: Eukaryota; Viridiplantae; Streptophyta; Magnoliopsida; Poales; Poaceae
Product: ubiquinol oxidase 2, mitochondrial-like
Exons: 4
Coding region: 72-1022 (316 amino acids)
Biological process (GO): alternative respiration
Cellular component (GO): mitochondrion
Molecular function (GO): alternative oxidase activity
Source: RefSeq, a predicted model, not a curated record
CUAAUUAAUCGCUCCACCAUUUUUUUGGGGAGGGAAAGAAAUUAAAGGGUUAUCGCAGCUAAGCUAGAUCGAUGACCCUGGUGCAGCAGUCCGCGCGGCGGCUCUUCUCGCCGGCGUCGGUGGCCGGCGGCCGCUCUCCCGUUGCUGACCUGCCGAAGGCCCUGUCGUCGCUGUGGAUGGCCGGCGCCGUGCCCCGACGGUUUGCUGGCACAGCGGCUGCGGGCGGUGUCGACGUGACGGCGAAGAAAGAGGAGCCGGAGAAGGAGGCGGCGAGCUACUGGGGCGUGGCGCCGACGAGGCUCGUCAAGGAGGACGGCACGGUGUGGAAGUGGUCCUGCUUCCGGCCGUGGGACACGUACGAAGCUGACGUGUCGAUAGAUCUGACGAAGCACCACGACCCGGUGACGCUGGGUGACAAAGUUGCCAGGUGGACGGUCAAGUCUUUGCGCUGGCCCGUUGACCUCUUCUUCCAGAGGAGGUACGGGUGCCGGGCGAUGAUGCUGGAGACGGUGGCGGCGGUGCCGGGGAUGGUGGCCGGCGCGGUGCUGCACCUCCGGUCGCUCCGGCGGAUCGAGCACAGCGGCGGGUGGAUCCGGGCGCUGCUGGAGGAGGCCGAGAACGAGCGGAUGCACCUGAUGACGUUCAUGGAGGUGUCGCAGCCGCGGUGGUACGAGCGCGCGCUGGUGGUCGCCGUCCAGGGCGUCUUCCUCCACGCCUACCUCGCCGCCUACCUCCUCUCGCCGCGCUUCGCCCACCGCGUCGUCGGCUACCUCGAGGAGGAGGCCGUCCACUCCUACACCGAGUUCCUCCGCGACCUCGACGCCGGCAAGAUCGACGACGUCCCGGCCCCCGCCAUCGCCAUCGACUACUGGCGCCUCCCCGCCGACGCCACGCUCAGGGACGUCGUCAUGGUCGUCCGCGCCGACGAGGCCCACCACCGCGACGUCAACCACUACGCCUCCGACAUACAUUACCAGGGGCAGGCGCUGCGGGAGGUGGCCGCGCCGCUGGGCUACCACUGAUCGAUGGAUUGAGAGCUUCGGAACGGACGGACACGAUCGAUCGAUCGCCAAAGGAUCAAUAAAUCCAUUAUCCAUAGAUAUACGGAGCACAUUAUUUGGACGCACGCAAUGGUCGUUGCAGUUUUCUCUUAACUUCUGUGUUUAUUUCAGAAAAUUUUACCCGUCUCGUGUGUUCGAUCGGUAUGGUUGUAUAUACCCGUGCCUUGUUAAUUUACUGUGCUUUUGGUUUCAGUUAAGGGAUGUGAUCAUGUGAAAAUUGAUUGGAACUGUGGACCAAUUUCAGCUAUACAUAUCUUGUCGCUGUUUACGUUAGCACUGGUGCGGUCCGGUCGUUUUUCAGAAAUUUCUUUCUG